Molecule: messenger RNA, 3303 nt
Organism: Syngnathus typhle (broad-nosed pipefish)
Lineage: Eukaryota; Metazoa; Chordata; Actinopteri; Syngnathiformes; Syngnathidae
Product: gastrula zinc finger protein XlCGF57.1-like
Exons: 3
Coding region: 645-2792 (715 amino acids)
Biological process (GO): negative regulation of transcription by RNA polymerase II
Molecular function (GO): RNA polymerase II cis-regulatory region sequence-specific DNA binding; DNA-binding transcription repressor activity, RNA polymerase II-specific
Source: RefSeq, a predicted model, not a curated record
GCCAGGGCUCGAAGCUUAUUUUUUGCCCAAGUUGCCCUCGGGCAAGUUGGAGAAAAUUUUACUUGCCCGAAACAAAAUUUUACUUGCCCGAAUUUUUUUGGAGUGGAUUUUUACUUGCCCGACACAUUUUUGCAAUAAAAAAGACAACACUAUAAGUUUUGCCUUCAUAUGCCUUCGUAUCCGCCAACCGGAAACAAGCUCUGCUGGUGCGCAGGCGCAGAAGAGCCAGGGACGAGUGAGGGAGCAUGCAUUUAAUUACGAAGCGCUUUGCCGUUAUCAAUGUAUUGCAGACUUACACGAGAAACUAACCGCUCCCUAGAAAACAAAAUGUCGGACCAGAAGCGGCAGAAGUUGCGAGAAAUUAUGCACAAAAUCGUGUUUUUACAGCUUGAAAACAUGGUAUUAUGGCAGGGCAAGUUCGGGCAAGUGAGGAAAAAAUUCUACUUGCCCGUCUGCCAUCGCUACUUGCCCCGGGCAAUCGGGCAAUGGUUAGUUUCGAGCCCUGUAUUGCGUGAUGUUUGAGAUGUCCGUCGUUGAGAAGGAAAAACAAAUUUUUAUUGGCAAGAUCUUGGGUUGUGUAAUGGCGGUCGGUACACGUGGCAAUCUAGCGGACCAAACAACAACGCCCACCUUCCAGUGGGAAAAUGUCUGCAACGACCACAGCAGCAAAGUACGUGAAAGAAAAGGACCGCUGUCGUCGACGACUGGAACAUCUUUGGCUGCAGCCUUAUGUUGUGUUGCGCAGAGCAGACAUCAGUGAAGCUAUUCGUCCUAAGCAGGAGGAGCCGGACCGCACACGCAUUAAAGAGGAAGAUGUGGGCAAGGAGGUCCACCACUUCAAUGAACAAAUGGAGCAGAAGUUUCUUUGCACUAUAAAAGAGGAGGAAGAGCCGGAGCGGCCUUGUCAGAAAGAGGACGGAGAGGACUCCUGCGACAUCAAAAAGGAGGAGGAAGAUACCUGCGAGAUGCCAUUGACUGGUGUACUUGUGAAGCGUUUAGAUGAGGCUCAACGUGAGGUGAGCAAAGGGGCGGAGCCUCCAAGCUGCAGCUCAAGUCCACAUAUGACCAGAGAAGGUGAUGGAGACCACUGUGGGGCAUCACGAGCAGCUACACCAUCAGAUAGUGAUGACGUGUUGUCACAUGUUCCUGCUGAUGAUGAUGACUCUCAAAACAAACACAGGCAAUGUUCUCACUGUGGAAUUUGUUUUGCUCAUACCAGUAGUUUGAAACAACACAUGAGAAUGCACACAAGAAAGAAAAACUUUUCCUGUUCAGAUUGUGGCCAAAAGUUCUCUCAGAGGAGACAUUUAAAUACGCACACAUUAACCCACAGUGGCGAGAAACCUUUUUCAUGCUCAGAUUGUGGCCAAAGAUUCUCUCAGAGGGGCAAUUUAAAUUCACACACAUUAACCCACACUGGCGAGCAAACUUUUUCAUGUUUAGUUUGUGGCCAGAAAUUCUCUCAUAGGGUAAGUUUAAAUAUGCACACAAGAAUCCACACUGGUGAGAAACCUUUUUCAUGCUCAGUUUGUGGACAAAAGUUCUCUCGGAGGGGACAUUUAAACAUGCACACAUUAACCCACACUGGCGAGAAACCUUUUUCAUGCUCAGUUUGUGGCCAAAGGUUCUCUCAGAGGGGAAGUUUAAAUACGCACACAAGAAUCCACACUGGCGAGAAACCUUUUUCAUGCUCAGUUUGUGGCCAGAAAUUCUCUCAUAGGGUAAAUUUAAACACGCACACAAGAAUCCACACUGGUGAGAAACCUUUUUCAUGCUCAGUUUGUGGCCAAAAGUUCUCCUGUAGGCAAAGUUUAAAUACACACACAAGAAUCCACACUGGCGAGAAACCUUUUUCAUGCUCAGUUUGUGGCCAGAAAUUCACACAGAGGGGACAUUUAAAUUCACACACAUUAACCCACACUGGCGAGCAACCUUUUUCAUGCUCAGUUUGUGGCCAAAAAUUCUCUCAGAGGGGAAAUUUAAACACGCACACAUUAACCCACUCUGGCGAGAAACCUUUUUCAUGCUCAGUUUGUGGCCAGAAAUUCUCUCAUAGGGUAAGUUUAAACACGCACACAAGAAUCCACACUGUCGAGAAACCUUUUUCAUGCUCAGUUUGUGGCCAAAAGUUCUCUCAGAGGGGAACUUUAAAUAUGCACACAAGAAUCCACACUGGUGAGAAACCUUUUUCAUGCUCAGUUUGUGGCCAAAAAUUCUCUGAGAGGGGAAAUUUAAAAAAGCACACAAGAAUCCACACUGGUGAGAAACCUUUCCCGUGCUCAGUUUGUGGCCAAAAGUUCUCUCAGAGGGGAAGUUUAAACACGCACACAUUAACCCACACUGGCGAGAAACCUUUUUCAUGCUCAGUCUGUGGCCAAAUAUUCUCUCAGAGGGGAAGUUUAAAUACGCACACAAGAAUCCACACUGGUGAGAAACCUUUUUCAUGCUCAGUUUGUGGCCAAAAUUUCUCUCAGAGGGGACAUUUAAACGCGCACACAUUAACCCACACUGGCGAGAAACCUUUUUCAUGCUCAGUUUGUGGCAAAAAAUUCUCUCAGAGGGGAAGUUUAAAUAUGCACACAAGAAUCCACACUGGUGAGAAACCUUUUUCAUGCUCAGUUUGUGGCCAAAAAUUCCUCAGCAGGGGGCAUUUAAAUACGCACACAAGAACCCACACUGGCGAAAAACCUUUUUCAUGCUCAGUUUGUGGCCAAAGGUUCUCUCGGAGGGCCAAUUUAAAUACGCACACAUUAACCCACACUGCCGAGAACCCUGGUGAGAAAGCUUUUUAAUGCUCAGUUCGGCCAAACAGUCUCUCAGGGUAAGCUCAAUCAGGCACACAGGAGCCCACACUGGAGAGAAACCUGUUGCCUGCUCAGUCAGUUGCCAAAGAGUCUCUGUUAAGAAUUCUGAGUGUUUUGGAGGGAUGAGCAAUGAUCCAUGAAGUUCUCACCUUCUCUUUGAGCAGACUUUAUGAGUUUAUGCAUCAAUGAUCGUUCUAUUCUAGUAUGCACCUUUUGAUUGAGAUGCUGAACUCCUUUAAGUUCAAUUCAUUUUAGUUUUACCUAUGAAUUUGAAAAUAAAAUUAACUGGCCUCGGGAUGAUAAUAGUUUUGUAUUUCAUGAUACUUGAAGUUUGUUUUGUUUUUAGUUGUGUGUUCAUAUUUAGGGCAAGUUGCUUGGUUCUUAUUAGUGUUGGUUCAGGAUUUUGUUUUGUUCAGCUUCUCAUUUAUCAUGCCUGGAAAGCGGACUUUAAACCGAUGAUGAUGAUUUGGAUCAAUAAAAUACUGUAUGAUAUCCCCCA